AUGCUGCCAUUGUUCUCAUCUCAUGCAGUAUUCAAGAGAAGUGAAGAGGCGACUCAAAUCCAUACACCGCCUGACCACAAGCCCCACAUGGUUCCCUAUCGAGGCAGCCGCGAGGUGAUUUCGAUACACGUGGGUCAAGCAGGGGUGCAGAUUGGCAAUGCUUGUUGGGAGUUGUAUUGCCUAGAACAUGGUAUCCAACCAGAUGGAAGGAUGUAUGACUUCAACGAUGAGGAGGACGAUGCAUUCAACACAUUUUUCGCAGAGACUGCUGGAGGGAAGCACGUUCCAAGAUGCCUAUUCGUAGAUCUUGAACCGACUGUUGUGGAUGAGGUACGCACUGGAACAUAUCGAGAACUGUUUCACCCCGAACAACUUCUCUCGGGUAAAGAAGAUGCUGCAAAUUGCUAUGCAAGAGGGCGAUAUACUAUAGGAAGGGAAAUGAUCGACGUGGUUAUGGAUCGGGUGAGACGUCUCACAGAAAGCUGCAAAGGAUUACAAGGUUUCCUCGUUUUUCAUUCUUUUGGUGGUGGUACUGGUUCUGGUUUCCUCUCAUUACUGAUGGAACGAUUAUCCACUGAAUAUGGAAAGAAAUCAAAAUUGGAAUUUGCAAUCUAUCCAGCUCCACAGAUCUCUUGCAAUUUCAAGGUGUCAACGUCUAUGGUAGAACCUUAUAAUUCUAUAUUAAUGACGCAUACCACACUUGAACAUUCUGAUUGUUCUUUUAUGGCUGAUAACGAAGCUAUAUAC
Strongylus vulgaris is the source of this 747-nucleotide messenger RNA. NCBI's taxonomy places the organism in Eukaryota, Metazoa, Nematoda, Chromadorea, Rhabditida, Strongylidae. The record is from the annotation of a GenBank genome assembly.